This is a messenger RNA of Paramisgurnus dabryanus, 2501 nucleotides long. RefSeq names its product atlastin-2. Gene Ontology annotation, molecular function: GTP binding; GTPase activity. Lineage: Eukaryota; Metazoa; Chordata; Actinopteri; Cypriniformes; Cobitidae. The record is from RefSeq and is a predicted model, not a curated record.
GAGCGAACGAAUGUAGCGGCGCUCGUGACGUCACGCGCGUGCGAUUAUUUUGAACGGGGGUCAAGAUGGCGGAGAAGAGCAGGUUAAAACACCGAAACCACACGGGACAGAACUGCACCGGGAGCAAAUACACCGAAGCAGGCUUCUCUGGAGUGGAGGAUGUCCAUCAUGAGAUGAUUCCUGAUGAGCUGGAUGAUAAACUUCUGCUGGAGGAGGCGGUGGAGGAGGAGGUCGGUCCGGUUCAGAUCGUCAUCGCGGAUGAGGACAAUCAUGAGUUUUCUUUGGAUGAAGAUGUUCUGGAGCGGAUCCUCCUGCAGGAGCACGUGCGAGAUCUCAAUGUGGUGGUGGUUUCUGUGGCUGGGGCCUUCCGCAAGGGAAAAUCUUUCCUGCUGGACUUUAUGCUCAGAUUCAUGUACAACCAGAGCUCAGAUUUGUGGCUUGGUGGGAAUGACGAACCCCUGACCGGCUUUACCUGGCGAGGCGGCUGUGAGCGCGAGACCACAGGGAUUCAGGCCUGGAAUAAAGUGUUUGUGGUGGGGAAACCUGAUGGCAGCAAGGUGGCUGUACUGCUGCUGGACACACAGGGAGCUUUUGACAGUCAGUCCACCAUUAAAGACUGCGCCACACUGUUUGCUCUCAGUACCAUGACCAGCUCUCUACAGGUUUAUAAUUUGUCUCAGAACAUUCAAGAAGACGAUCUGCAGCAUCUUCAGCUGUUUACAGAGUACGGCAGGCUUGCUAUGGAGGAGAUCUACCUGAAACCGUUCCAGUCGCUGAUGUUUCUCAUACGAGACUGGAGUUACCCGUACGAACAUCCUUACGGUCUGAAUGGAGGAAACCAGUUCCUGGAGAAGAGACUGCAGGUGAAACCCAAUCAACACGAGGAGCUGCAGAACGUCAGAAAACACAUUCACUCCUGUUUCUCCAACAUCAGCUGUUUCCUGCUGCCGCACCCCGGCCUCAAGGUGGCCACCAACCCACACUUUGAUGGCAGGUUACGAGAUAUCGAUGAUGAAUUUAAGAGGGAGCUGGUGAAUCUGGUCCCACUGCUGUUGUCUCCAAAGAAUCUGGUAGAGAAAGAGAUCGGAGGAUCUAAAGUCACGUGUCGAGAUCUCCUUCAGUAUUUUAAAGCCUAUAUGAAGAUCUAUCAGGGAGAAGAGCUGCCACAUCCCAAAUCAAUGCUGCAGGCGACUGCUGAAGCCAAUAACCUGGCAGCUGUAGCAGGAGCUAAAGACUCUUACAGCAAGAGCAUGGAGCAGGUAUGCGGAGGAGACAAGCCCUACAUCGCCCCGGCCGACCUGGAGCGCAGUCACGGCGAACUGAAGCAAAGCAGCGUCCGUCAGUUCCGCGCAGUGAAGAAGAUGGGUGGAGAAGAGUUCUGCCGGCGCUAUCAGGAGCAGCUGGAGCAGGAGAUCGACGAGUUGUACUCCAGCUUUGUCAAACACAACGACGGAAAGAACAUUUUCUUUGCCGCGCGCACACCCGCCACGCUCUUCGCCCUGAUGUUUGCCAUGUACAUCAUCUCUCUGGUGACGGGCUUCGUGGGCAUAAACUCUGUGGCGAUGUUGUGUAAUCUGAUCAUGGGUGUGGCGCUGGCGUCGCUGUGCACCUGGGCCUACGUCAAAUACUCGGGGGAGUUCAGAGAGGUGGGCAGCUUCAUCGAUCGAGUGGCAGAAACUCUGUGGGAGCAGAGGACGCCCAGAAAGAUCUUUUCCAAACUAUUUGAAGUUGCCAGGAGUAAAAUGACACUGGGUGCCCUGAUGCCCUCCCAGCGACAGAGACUUUCAUCAAACAACAACCUCAAGAAGAGAAACUAGCCCAUCAUACUCUCACUUUUAUCAGUGUCACCUCUGAGCCGUGUGUUUGUAAAUGAAGACAGCCUGUGGUGCUGCUGUGAAUGACGCACCCUUCAUCUCAUCUGUCUGUAUCUUCAGGAGUUAAGCUCAUGAGGUGAUGAACAUUCUGGAUUUCAUUAAAGUGUGUGUCGGUGAGCACACACACAAACACACACACACACACGACGUCUUAGCCUUCAUCAUCACCUUCAUCACCUUGUUCAUGAAUGUAGAUAUAUUUGACAGUAUUACAGCUCUAGAUCAGACCUUGAUCUUUACGAGUGAUCUUCUGCAUCUGUCAUCUCUGCUGUACGGACAGACUUCUGUUUCUUUCAUCGUUCCCUCCCUUCAAACACCACAGAUGAUAUACUGUAUGCUAUCCUGUACAGUCUGGAUUUUUAAACUCCUCACAGAUAGGGCAUGUGUAUAAGAUUUAAGCGUAUCAUGAAACAUUUUCUAUCCUUUUUGUAGCAGGAAGAACAAUCGUUUCAUGUAGGCUGCAUAUGGACACACGCACACAUUUAUGUUCAUAUCAUUUAUCAUUUGAACAUUCCAACUUUGCUGACGGGCAUCAGGAUGUUUAUAAUGUCGUUUUGUUAUGUUUCAUUUAAAGUUAUUUCUUUAAUUUAUUUUUCAAAUUGAUUAAAAUAAAUUGCUGUAUAUGAA